Pelagomonas calceolata is the source of this 696-nucleotide messenger RNA. The record is from the annotation of a GenBank genome assembly. NCBI's taxonomy places the organism in Eukaryota, Pelagophyceae, Pelagomonadales, Pelagomonadaceae.
CUGGCUGGGCUGCUUAUCUCCGCGUAACACCAGUUUCUAAAGCAGACAAGCAACAGCAGUGCUCAACAGCAGUGCUCAUCGAACGGCGCGCGGCAAUAAUAUAGAGAAUUGCCGGCUAGAAGCACGCUAAGAGGGAAAAGCCUCUCACAGACUCAGAGAGCAUCCAUCCACAUACGUCGCAACGUUAGAGAAUGGCAGCGCAAGUGCGCCCGCCCGUCCCACCGUUCACGAAAGAGACCGCCAUCCAGAAGGUCCGCGCCGCCGAGGAUGCGUGGAACAACCGCGAUCCGACGAAAGUGCCAAUGGCCUAUACGCCUGACACGAAGUGGCGCAAUCGCUCGGAGAUCUUCCAAGGCCGAGAAAAAGUAAGGGAGUUCCUCGAGCGCAAGUGGUCGAAGGAGCUCGAGUACCGGCUCAUCAAGGAGUACUGGGCGCACGGCGACGACCGCAUCGCGGUGCGCUUCGCCUACGAGUACAACACCGCGGAUGGUCAGUGGUUUAGAGCCUAUGGAAAUGAGAACUGGGAGUUCGACGAGAACGGAUUGAUGAAGACGAGACACGCGUCUAUCAACGACCUCCCGAUCGAGGAGUCCGAGCGGCUCUACCACUGGCCGCAAGGGCGUAGACCGGACGAUCAUCCGUCCCUCUCGGAGUUAGGCCUCUAGAGAGAGGACUGCACAUAUAGGACUGUACAUA